Auanema sp. JU1783 is the source of this 1284-nucleotide messenger RNA. Lineage: Eukaryota; Metazoa; Nematoda; Chromadorea; Rhabditida; Rhabditidae. The record is from the annotation of a GenBank genome assembly.
AUGCUUUCAGCCUUGAUGAAUAGUCUUACGAGUGUACCUCGUUCUCUCAAAUAUGACCAAAACCAGAGACGAGCACUUCCGGCUCAGUUAAGGCCACGAGAGGAUUAUUCAAUUUGGGAAAUCAUAAAACCUAACAUCGGAAAAGAUUUUUCCCGCUUUUCCGUUCCCGUUUUCCUGAACGAACCGUUAUGCUUUCUUCAACGUUUAUCUGAAUUUAUGGAUUAUGUGGAUUUGAUAGAAAUAGCUGCUAGUAAAGAUGAUCCCGUAGAGAGAAUAUCCUAUAUUGGCGCUUUCACUGUCGCAGCUCUCUCUUCAAAUUGGAAUCGACUAUCGAAGCCUUUCAAUCCUCUCCUUCUCGAGACUUUUGAAGUCGAAAGGAAUGGUGUUCGAUUCAUCGCCGAGCAGGUUUCUCAUCAUCCUCCAAUUUCAGCAAUACACGUAGAAGGAAAGAACUUUUCAAUUGAAGCGACUGUGUCACCAAAGAUGUCCUUAGGAAUCAAUAAACUCAUCUGUACACCUGAAGGAGGUUUCGAGUUAACAUUGCACAAUAGGAAUGAAGUAUACACUUACAUGGCACCUGCAUGCACAAUCUAUAACGUGAUGAUGGGUAAAAUGUAUAUGAACUUGACAGGCCAUUUGAAUGUAAAUUGUGUCCAAACUGGUCUUUCAAUAAAUUUGUCAGUCGACGCUGGACGUGGUUGGCACGUAAAAUCCACAGAUGUUCAUAUUGAUGGAUACAUAGAGAAAGGAAAAACGAAGUUAAGAGCCAUAUAUGGCAAUUGGUCAUAUUUCCUUGCAUCAUGUCCAGUCGAAACUUUCAAACUCAAUCACUCAAGUUAUAUUAAGUUUUUCAUGACGAGCUUACAGCCUGGGAAUGAAAACAUGGCUCCCCUCCUCUCAGACUCAAAAGUAUUGUGGACAGCUAACCAACUCGUUUCUAAUUAUGAAAAGAAUUUCUUCUUUACACCCUUUGUUUUGAGCUUAAACGAAUUAACAGAUGAGUUGAGGAAGAAGCUGCCACCAACUGACAGUCGAUUCAGACCCGAUAUAGUAGCUCUAGAAAACGGGCUAUGUGAUCGGGCUGAAUCUGCUAAGCAUGCGUUGGAGGAGAGUCAACGCAGUCGUCGGAAACAAGGUGUAGGGAAUGAACCAUUAUGGUUCAAGUUUGACGGGAAGAAGUGGAAAUAUUCCGGUAAAUACUUCGAUAGGGAUUGGACUGACUGCACAGAUAUAUUUGAUAACAAUGUGUCAGACGUCAUCAACAAUCAUAGCUCCAAGCAGUAA